This is a messenger RNA of Papaver somniferum (opium poppy), 1275 nucleotides long. RefSeq lists its product as uncharacterized. NCBI's taxonomy places the organism in Eukaryota, Viridiplantae, Streptophyta, Magnoliopsida, Ranunculales, Papaveraceae. The transcript has 5 exons. Bases 1 to 1275 code for a protein of 424 amino acids. The record is from RefSeq and is a predicted model, not a curated record.
AUGAGAAGUCAAUGUAAGCUUACAGAUCAAAAACAUGUUUAUAAUGGAUAUUGGACUGUGGGAGCUCAGGUGCUAAAACUUAGAUACUGGGAAAAGAAUUUUAAACCUGAAGAACAAAAAUCGUCUACUGCAUUUGUUUGGGUUCAAUUACCUGGUUUGAGUUUAGAAUAUUGGAAGGAACCAAUUGUGAUGUUGAUUGGGAGAGCUAUUGGUAGACCAUUAUAUGUUGAUGAAACCACUCUUAAGAAAGAGAUUGGUUAUUAUGAAAGUGUUUUAGUUGAAAUUGAUUUAGCAAAAUCUAUUCCAGACAAAAAUGUAGAACAAAAGGAGGGUGUAACUUCACAGACUGAUCUUGAAAUUGGGGUGCAGAUACCACAAAGAAAAACUUGGAAAUAUGUACCCAAAGAAAUUAAAAAUACAGUUCAAGCAGGUUUUGAUAUUUGUCUUACUCCAAAGGAGAAAGAGUCAUUAAUUCAUGAGGAUUUGUUGAGUGAUAAUGAGGAAAAUGAUGCAGUUAUACCUCCUUCAAGUAACAGUGCAAAUAGCAUUCCUCCUAAUUUGGAGAUUGCUAGUACUUCUAAAAGUGGCACAAAGGGUGAUAAUUUAGUGACACAGAAUAAUGUUGGUGGAGCUGAGGUCCAAUUUGGUAAUUUUACUGCACUUGGUUCUCCAAGUAAAUUUCAUGUGUUGGUUGAUGUGGUUGAAGAGAAGUUUGGUGUGAGUAAGGAUAAAUUUGAUAAAGCUACAACAGAUUUGAGCAAAGCAGUAAAAGUUGAACCUAAAGUUAGAGUUUCUGGUAAUUAUGUUAAAAAUUUGAGGUUGCCCGGUAAGAAUCAAAUGGUAAUUCAAAAUGCUUGUGAUGGUAAUAAGGCUAAUAUUUGGUUAUUAUGGCACUCUUCUCUUACUGUUCCUACUGUUAUAUCAUCUACAAAACAAGCAAUAACUGUCAAGGUUGGAGAAGUUCUUGUCAUUGGAAUUCAUGCAGCUUGCUUAACUUUGGAUAAAAGAGAAUUAUGGGAAGAGUUGAAGAAGAUACAUGAAAUGAAUUGUCCUUGGCUUGCCAUUGGUGAUUCCAAUGCAGUUUUGAGUAGUGAUGAAAAAGUUGGUGGUAGAAGACCUUUAAAAAUAGCUAAGCAGGAGUUUAGAGAUUGUUUAAAUGUUUGUGAUCUAAUACAAGCUCCUAAAUCUGGUAUCCAGUAUUCAUGGUGCAAUAAUAGAGUUGGGAAAAAGAGAAUUUUGUGUGAUUUGGAUAAGGCUUUUUUUAAUGUCAAUUAG